CAGCAAAGACGGACGCCGAUUUGCAGAAAUUCUCUGAAAGUUUGAUUCGUUCUUCUGUUACCGUUACCACUUUCGAAUUUCCAAAGCUAGGAUUUAAUAAACUUCAAGAACGUUUCCACAUUCGUGACGAAAAGAUAUCAGUUAUUAAUAGGAAAUACCAUGAACAAAUCUGGAAUGCUUUUAGACAAGCUGUCGACAAAGUAAAUGCUUCUAGAGGUCUUUAUAUACAUGGUCCUUCUGGUUUAGGGAAAUCGUAUUCCUUGUAUUAUGUUGUUUCACAACUCCGUCUGAAAUCCAACGAGUGUAGGGUGACAUAUAUCAACAGUUGUGAUGUGUGGUGGAACUCUCAUCAGACAGAUCCAUAUGAAUAUUUGUUGAAGGAGUUGAUAUGUACUUUCAACAAAGAUGAACUACCAACAAAGUCUAUAGUUGAAUGGGUUGAAUUUGUGAUGAAAUCUAGAGUUCCUGAUAGGAAGGAACUCUUUUUAUUAUUUCUUAAAGAAUUAACAACAUUUGUCAUAAGCAAAGAUUUAUAUUGGAUUUGGAUCUUCGAUCAACAUAAUGCUCUGUAUAAAUACAACGCCCUUUAUAAAUUUCCCUUUGUAAUUGUAAAAUCACUUUGUACGAGUCUACAAGAUAAUGGUCUCAUCAUAAUUUCAGCAUCGGCUAACAAUGAAGUAUUUCCAAAAGAGUUUAACUCAUGGAAGCAAUUAAAUUUAUAUGGUGGUUAUUGUGAUGAAGAAUUCAAUGAAUGGUGCAAAUUGUAUAAUUAUUAUAUUGAUGGAGAUCCAGAAGUUAAGUCACAGUUGGACGCUAUCAAAUUUUGGACAGGUGCCUAUCCACUGGAGCUAGAUAUGUGGCAUCAGACACCGGGUGAUAAUUUGUCAGAGAAGACUCAAAAUUACUUAGAAAUUCGAAUAAAAGCUAUUGAAUUGAAUCAUCAAACUUAUAGGGAAAGUUUGUCAAUCGAAAGAAAAUUAAGUCUUUCUCAAUGCGUUUAUUCCAUGAUUCUUCAAAUUACUCCUCCUCAAAUAACAUAUGGAAUGGAUCGACAACUGAUGUAUAUAGAUACUGCUUCAGUUUGGGAAGGUCAGAAUAAGGAUAAAGAGGUUAAAGUUAAAACAAUUAUUGCUAUUCACCCACUUGCCAAACUAGCAAUUAUAUAUGGUCAUAAUAAGGAGAUUAUUAAUGGUAUUCAAAUGGUUGCAUCAACGGUUCUUCAAAGUUCAGCGUAUACAAAUGAUGCUAAAGGAAGGGUUGCAGAAUUGUAUAUUAUAACUGAAAUGGCAAUUAAAAGAUUAUUUGAAUUUAAAUGUCGAAAUUUUUCAAGAACAAAAUCUGUUAAAUUCGAUCAGAAAGUUCAAUUUGACAAUGUGAUUAGAUUUACCAAUAAUGAUGUUCCUAUCCAUCUGAAUAAUUUCAAUAUAGAUCAAACAACUUUCUUUAUUCCGGAAUCUCCUACUUAUCCUUUUGUAGAUUGUCUUCUCUGGGAUUCUCAUGAUGAAAUAUUAUUUGCAUUUCAAAUCACUGUCAGUAAGCUUGAAAAGCAUGCAGAUAGCGCAAAAAAUUUUUUGACAAGAAAUAACAACAGCACUUUAAAAAAAUGGGCAACAUUAUGCGACAUAAAUGAAUCUAAUAUAUUUUUUAUUUGGAUUGCUCCUGAUGAUGUUGUUGAAGGAUGUAUUUCAAAAC
Funneliformis geosporum is the source of this 1692-nucleotide messenger RNA. The record is from the annotation of a GenBank genome assembly. NCBI's taxonomy places the organism in Eukaryota, Fungi, Glomeromycota, Glomeromycetes, Glomerales, Glomeraceae.